AUGUACCCUGCAGGCAAGCCUGCGCAUGAUAGCAGCGCCACCGUAAAGAAGGUCGUYGGUGGUAUUGUGAUGGUAGUUGUUUGUGUUGCUGUUGCUGCUUGUGUUAUUUACGCUAUCAAAAAGAUCGCAGAAUCAGACACGCCUCCUACAAAGGAGCCAMCUUCAAGGCAGGAUCUCUUUACCUUCCAAUAUGGCUGUUCUUGCAUCGAUUUGUUUAAUGUUUUUUCAGUGCGACAAUUCACCUCUAACAAAGCAGUCGGUCGAUAUGGUCCAACAAAASUACAUUACAAUGACGCAAGACUUGUCGAGGAAGUCACGGUAAAAAAAGGAAUCCAACASUGGACUGUUCCCGAAACUGGUCUWUGGAUUCUCGAAGCAAGAGGAGCUUCUGGUGCUGAUGGCUUACUUAAGGGUGGUACCAGRUUAGAAGGUGGAUGGGGAGCUCAAGUUCGAGGGAAGUUCAUCUUGAAGAAAGGGGAAGUCUUGAAGAUUCUUAUUGGUCAACAAGGGACACGUGACUUCCUACACCCCCAACGACCUGGAGGGGGUGGUGGUGGGACAUUUGUAGURAAGGGUGACAAACCUAUACUAAUCGCCGGUGGGGGAGGUGGUGGAGGGAUCCCGCCACCUGCAGCUUUUCAAAGCGAAGGRCAAGCAGGACGAAGUAAAGACAUCAGAGYAAAAGGCGACCAGGCAAGCGGUGYCCGUGGAAGCGGMGGRAAACUAUACGACACGAACGCUGAAAAACUAAUCGAUAAACCUUCGGGUGACCACAAAGUUAUUGCCGGGGCUGGUGGCGGCUUUAAAGAARACGGUGUUGGCUUCUACGYGAAGUGGGGUGGAAAGAGCUUUCUCCACGGAGGAACAGGAGGAGAAGCAASCCCUAAGUACUCCAAGUAUCCUCACGGCACAAGGGGCGAAGGAGGCUUUGGCGGUGGAGGGGCUGCAGGGCUCCUACCCGGCGCAGGUGGUGGGUAUUCUGGUGGAGGGGUAUCUGGUUGUUGGCUGGAAUGUAGUAAGGGAAACGAAGCUGGUAUAGCUGAGGGAGGGAGCUCUUUCAACAAGGGAACUGCUCCUCAUCACAAAGACGACGUCAACAAAGGUGAUGGUCGUGUCUAUGCUACGUUUGUGACUGGAGAUGAAUCUAUCUUAGCCUUGGUUGAAGACUGAGUUGUUUAACUGUCUUUUUAUUCUCCACAUCUUUGUAAUUAUGGCAAUUGCACGGUUAUCACUGGAUAUGUAAUGUAUUGACCUACAGUAUUGUYGAGAGUGGUGUUGCCGGAUUAAAAACCUACGCUUAUAAUUGACUUUGCUUUAGAGUGAUAUUAAGUCCAAAUGUGCACUCAUCCUUCCUCGCGUUUCGGUCAUGGGGGGAGGGGGGACUGACUCU
This is a messenger RNA of Exaiptasia diaphana, 1390 nucleotides long. Its product is annotated as PE-PGRS family protein PE_PGRS33. The record is from RefSeq and is a predicted model, not a curated record. The transcript has 3 exons. Bases 1 to 1170 code for a protein of 389 amino acids. NCBI's taxonomy places the organism in Eukaryota, Metazoa, Cnidaria, Anthozoa, Actiniaria, Aiptasiidae.